CAGAAGCCCCCAAAGGACCCACCGCUGCCGUCCUCCAGGCUGGACUCAGGGAGGGGUGAGGCUGGACCGGAGAUGUCCCUGUCCCCGUCGGGAAGGGAGGGGCUGCUGUCCAGCUGUCCCACCGGUGGAGGCCAAGGGGACCCAAGGACACGUGUGAGAUAAACGAACCAGACCUCUAGACUCUGUGCAAGUCAUAUGAAAGAAAAUUAAAGCAAAGAAGGAAACAAACUCAAAAAAGAAUCAGGCAGAACAGUGGCGCACUCUCAGCUGAAAGCCUCAGCCCUGGAGCCAACAGAUUCAGACAGCAACUUUGCUUUCCAAUCAAAGAAAACUGUGUUCUCUGCUGAGGAGAGGGGAGUCAGCCCCAGAGCAAGCUCCCAGGGGGAUGCAAGUUUUACACUAAAAAGAUAAACUCUCACCCAGAGUGGCCCACAUGUGUCAUAAAGAGCCUUCAGAUGUGAGGCAGUCUUGUGUGGACAGCGUGAGGAAGACUCCGUGGUGACCUGCAUGGACCUGCAAUAUAAUCCAGUACAAGCAGGUGGAUGCUGAGGGCCAAUGAGCAGGACCAGAUGACCCCAUAGGUACUUCUCUCUACACCCACAAAAGAAAAAGCCAUGGGAAGAUCCUACAGGACUAUUCCUGUCAUGAGGCCUAAAACUCAUUCUUGAGUCAAGAAGAUUGCAGGAGCCACCUCUCAGAAGCAAAGAUCACUAGCUCUGAAGGAAGCCAGCCGCCAUGUCAAGAGGACACUCAAGCAAUCCCAUGGAGAGACCCACGAGGGCCAAGUGAGGAAAGUACCACUGGGGGCACAGAAGGAGAAAAACCAACUUUGGAAUGGGGAACAAAGCUUUCAAACUAAAAGAAAAAGGAGCGACAGAUUGUCAGCCUCCAACUAACAUCCCAACCAGGUUUAUUUGGGUGUUAUCAAUUGUACCUGCAUUUAAAGGAAACUUGGAUCUGCUGGACAAGUGAGAUGAGUGCUGUAGCCUGCAUUUAGAAGAUGAACAUGGAUUUUUCACGCCUUCUAGAGGAAAAAGAAAGAGGGAAGAGGAAGGGCAAGAGAAGACAGAUGUGAUCACUGGCAUCAUUUCACCUGGACUGAACGCUAGGCUCUGUGCCUAUAACUAUACCUGGGCUUGACCCCAGAACUGGCAAUUUUCUAAGAUCUUUAUUGAUUGCCUAAUAUUGUGGCAGGCCUUGAGCCUGGGGAUACAGUGGUGAACAAGAUAAAGAGCCUGUGCUUGAUGAGAUCAUGGUCUACUGGGAGACAAGUAAACAUUUAGAGCACUAAAUGCUCUGUAGUCUUCUGCAAGAGCAUGUUGCAGUAGGGGUGUGGGGAAAAGGGCCUUAAGUCUCAUCUGGAGGGAAUCAUGGAAAGCUUCAUUGAAGAGAGUAGCCUUGCAACAGAGACUUGAAGGUGGUGUGGGAAUUUUCCAGGUAAGUAAAUAGGAACAGGGUGUUGGAGGCAGAAGGAACAGCAUCCACAAACAGGUACAAGGGAACAUCAAGUGUUUAGGGAACAACGUACAGCUCAGUAUUACUGGCAGGUAGGAGCAGGAAGAAAAUAGAUCAUUUUGAACAAUUUUGAAGAAUUAACUUCCCCCUUUCAUUUACUCCCUUAUGCCCAAUUAGUCACCACAUCCUGUAGUUUUGUUUCCUUCUCUCCAUCUACUGCUUUGGUUAGAGCUUCACCAUGUCUGACCUGGACUAUUGCUUUUGUCUCCUGACUGGUCUCCCUGUCCCCAGUGUGCAUCCUUCCAAUCCAUUCUCCUCUUGCCUCAGCAGCUGGUUCCAAAUAAGCCCAAACUUUUAGCCUGGCUUACAGAGCCAUCUCCAUCUGGCACUUGACUGCAUCUCCAGACUUAUUUCUUGAUAAACUACCACCGUCUCAUUCACAUUUUCCCCCUCCAUUCCUUAACUAAUUUCUUAAUUUAUUUUGUCCCUUCAUUAGUUUCUCAAAAAUUUGCCUCUGUUCUUUAGCUAUUUUUUUUAACAUCUUUAUUGGAGUAUAAUUGCCUUACAAUGGUGUGUUAGUUUCUGCCUUAUAACAAAGUGAAUCAGUUAUACAUAUACAUAUAUCCCCAUAUCUCCUCCCUCUUGCAUCUCCCUCCCUCCCACCCUCCCUAUGCCACCCCUCUAGGUGGUCACAAAGCACGGAGCUGAUCUCCCUGUGCUAUGCGGCUGCUUCCCACUAGCUAUCGGUUUUACAUUUGGUAGUGUAUAUAUGUCCAUGCCACUCUCUCACUUUGUCCCAGCUUACCCUUCCCCCUCCCCGUGUCCUCAAGUCCAUUCUCUAGUAGGUCUGCAUCUUCAGCUAUUUUUUACAGCCUCCUUAGUGUGUCAGGGAAGUCUUCACCUCUGUGCCUUUGUUUCAGUUUCUCCCUCUGGUGGUAUAUCUUUCCCCUUCUCCAUCAGUGAUUCCCUACUUACCUUUCAAAACUUUCCAGACUCAGGGCCAAUGUUACCAACUCUGUAAAGCCUUUCUUGACACAUGUCUUUCCUCACUGAUUUGUAAUUCUUUCAUGGCAGAGGCAAUAUCCCAUUCAUCUUUGUGUCCUCAGCACCCAGAACUGUGCCUGGGUGAUGGUGAAUACUUAACAAAUAUUUGUUAAAUGGAUUAGUAAAAGACUUCCUAGCAGUCAUUUAGAAUUGAAUCAUGUACAGUCCUUCAUUCUGUUGUUUUCUAGCAACUGUCUUUCCUGUACAAAAUGAUGCUAAGUUUUCUGAGUACAGAGAUCCUUCUCUUAUUUUUCUUCUCCAUACUACCCCGUGCCUAGUUCUGUGCUGGGCAGCGCUCCUGCUGAUGUGCCUGUUAGGAAUUCCUGCAGAAUUCUUAGACCUGACCCUGCAAAAUAGUCUUUAGAACAUAUAAAUAUUUAACUUGAGAGUUGCACUCCUCCUCUACAGAGAAGGGCAGGAACAGCAAAGGAGGGCCCAGGGCAAAAUGGGCCAAUCAGGAAAUCCUUCUCUCUCAUCUCCAGCCCAUCCCUUCAGAGUCAAGGUCUCGUGGAGCUGAGUUUUUCUUUCUGUCCUUCACUGAGGCACCAGAAGGAAUCCUGCAAACUGGACCCUCUGCCUCCUUGUUUUCUUCUUACUCAGCACAGCUCAGUGGGGCCACCUGGAGGCUAACAGGAGUAGUUGCCCUCUAACCCUUCCUUAAGGGGACUGAAGAGAGUCCUUUCUAGUUUGGGUCCUGGAGCCCUGGGAGAGCAGGAGAUGGAGAAAACAAAUGGAAGAGAGGGCAUUGCUCUGUCCACAGUGGAGAUUGGCAUAGAGAACCCAGGGCUGGAGCUCACGGAAGAAGGAAUAAAUCCUGAGGGAACCAGGAAGACUGAAGAGCGAGGACACAGCCUUGGGGAUGGAUUGGAACCCCCCACUCAACAGAGGAGGAACCUACAGCCUUUCACCAGGGCAAGAAGUUUCUGUAAGACACAUGCUGCCUUGUUCAAGAAGGUCCUGCUGAGCCUGUUGUGUUUGGCUUAUGCUGCCUACUUCCUGGCAGCUUGCAUCUUGAAUUUCCAUAGGGCACUGGCCUUGUUCGUCCUCACCUGUUUGGUGCUUUUAGUCCUGGUUCACCGCUUUCUGAAAAGGUUCUUUGGUGAAAAAUUAACGAGAUGUCUGAAGCCCCUUGAAAACUCCUGCCUGAAGCUUUGGAUGAAACGUGUGUUCGCGGGAGUCUCCUUGGUUGGCCUUAUCCUGUGGCUGGCUCUAGACACAGCCCAAAGGCCAGAGCAGCUGACCUCCUUCGCAGGAAUCUGCAUGUUCACCCUCAUCCUCUUUGCCUGCUCCAAACACCACAGUGCAGUGUCCUGGAGGGCAGUGCUUUGGGGCCUAGGUCUUCAGUUUGUCUUUGGGAUCUUGGUCAUCAGAACUGAUCCUGGAUUUAAUGCAUUUCAAUGGCUGGGAAACCAGAUUCAGAUUUUUCUCAACUAUACUGUGGCUGGCUCCAGUUUUGUUUUUGGGGAUAUGCUGGUCAAGGAUAUCUUCGCUUUUCAGGCCUUACCGAUCAUCCUUUUCUUUGGAUGUGUGAUGUCCAUUCUUUACUACCUGGGCUUUGUGCAGUGGGUAGUUCAGAAGAUUGCCUGGUUUUUGCAAAUCACCAUGGGCACCACUGCCCCAGAGACCCUGGCUGUGGCAGGAAACAUCUUUGUGGGUAUGACAGAGGCACCUCUGCUCAUCCGUCCAUACCUUGCAGACAUGACGCUUUCAGAAGUCCAUGCAGUGAUGACUGGAGGGUUUGCCACCAUCUCAGGCACUGUCUUGGGAGCCUUCAUAUCCUGUGGGAUUGACACGUCAUCCUUGAUUUCUGCCUCUGUGAUGGCUGCCCCUUCUGCUCUUGCUUUGUCAAAGCUGGUAUAUCCAGAAGUGGAGGAGUCCAAGUUCAAGAAUAAGGAGGGGGUAAAAUUGCCCCGUGGGAAGGAGAAGAAUGUUCUGGAAGCUGCCAGCAAUGGAGCCACAGAUGCCAUAGGCCUUGCUGCUAACGUAGCAGCCAACCUGAUUGCUUUUUUGGCCGUGUUGGCCUUCAUCAAUGCUGCCCUCUCCUGGCUAGGGGAACUGGUAGACAUACAGGGACUCACUUUUCAGGUCAUCUGUUCCUAUAUCCUAAGGCCCGUGGUUUUCAUGAUGGGUGUUGAGUGGGCAGACUGUCCGAUGGUGGCUGAGAUGGUGGGGAUCAAGUUCUUCACAAAUGAGUUUGUGGCCUAUCAGCAACUGUCUCAGUACAAAAACAAACGUCUCUCUGGAGUAGAAGAGUGGAUUGGAGGCGAGAAACAGUGGAUUUCUGUGAGAGCCGAAAUCAUUACAACAUUUUCACUCUGUGGAUUUGCCAAUCUUAGUUCCAUAGGAAUCACACUGGGAGGCUUGACAUCAAUGGUGCCCCACCGGAAGAGUGACCUGUCCAAGGUUGUGGUCAGUGCCCUCUUCACAGGGGCCUGUGUAUCCCUUAUCAGCGCCUGUGUGGCAGGAAUCCUCUAUGUCCCCAGGGGAGCUGAAACUGACUGUGUCUCCUUCCUAAACACAAGUUUCACCAAUCGAACCUAUGAGACCUAUGUGUGCUGCAGAGAGCUCUUUCGGAGAGGGCCGCCUUGUAACAGCCGGAAGCGUGACGACGCCAUCACCAGCAGAACAGCCUCACAAGCAGGAGGAACGAACAGGAAAAGCUGAACGUGAUGUGGGCAAACACAAUGCUACCUCCUGGGGCCAAGGGGCACUCGCAGGAAUGGCACACAAUCUCAAAGACAAGAAACUUCUAGAAAAUGCAAGACCAGUUGUGUUGGAUCCUUGCGUUAGUAUUUACAGGAACUGGGGGACUUCCCUGGUGGCGCAGUGGUUAAGAAUCCACCUGCCAAUGCAAGGCACACAGGUUUGAUCCCUGGUCUGGGAAGAUCCCACAUGCCGUGGAGCAACAAAGCCCAUGCGCCACAACUACUGAAGCCCGCACACCUAGAGUCCACGCUCGGCAACAAGAAAAGCCACCGCAAUGAGAAGCACGUGCACCUCAACGAAGAGUAGCCCCCUCUCACCACAACUAGAGAAAGCCUGCGAGCAGCAACGAAGACACAGCGCAGCCAAAAAUAAAUAAAUAAAAUAAAUUUAUUUAAAAAAAUAGGAACUGAAAUGGGGAGAAGGGGAACUAGUCAAGACAGGAAGGCAAGUGUGGCCACAUUAAGAAAAAGAUGCUGAGAGCAAGUUCAGAAAUGGGGAAGAUAAUACUUUCCACAUCUGCUUCCUGCAUCAGGUAUUCUCUGGAUGUGACUACAACACUCUUGUAUAUAACUCUUCACUAUUUGCAUGUGUGUUUGUGUGUGUGUGUAAUAUUUCAAAGUGAUUUCCUAUAUAUCAUUUCAUUUGAUUAUCAGCCAUCUAGGGAGGUAAAAUCUCUUAUGCAAUCUAGCAAAUACUGCUGACUCUCACAGUAUGUGGGUAAGGCAAGCACAGGAUGGACCCUCAGAGCACCAAAGUACAGUGCAGGAGAGCACAGUAGAGCAUAGCAGGCCAUCCCUUCCUGUCUGGAUUACCAGAAGUGUUGCUGGGCUCUUUAUAUGUCACUGGAGAUGAAAUGUGGGGCUAUUUUCUUUCCCAAGAUGACCUUAUUGUACAUUUCCUGAAAGCAUUAUAUUUGAUGAUCCUCACAGCUUCAUAUUCAUCAAAUAUAUUGGGUUGGCCAAAAAGUUUGUGCGAGUUUUUCUGUAAGAUGUUACAGAACGAACUUUUUGGCCAACCCAAUACUUCAUGUUCCUUGGUAGUAAGCAUAUUUUGCAUGCCUCACCCAGCCUUAGCUAUGUAUCAGAAAGUAGCCAUUUAAAGCACUUUCUCUGUUUAGCCCUGAGAGACACUUGAAUUGCUAUUUUGUUUUGUUUGUUUUUGCUAUGAUAGCAAGGCAAUAUCCUACAGAACAGUGCCACAAAAAUAUUUCAAAUAGAAUUAAGGGAACAGUAGAAAUGACAAUAUGGUGAUGAUCAGAACAUAAUCUCUAGCUGAGUAAUAGGAAACAUGUGUCAGAGAAGUUACUGGCUUAUUGUUAUUAAUUAAAACAAUAAUUAACAUUGGCCACUUACCAUGUGCCUGGCAGUAUGCCAAGUGUUUUAUGUGAAUAUAAUCAACGUGAUAUUGCAAUAUGCCCAGCAUAUAGCAAACAGGAGGAGUUUAAUAGAUAUUUGUUGAGUAAAUCUGUGAGAUAGGAAUUACUUUUAUCAAUUUUACAAAUGAUGAAAAUUAGGUUUAGAAUUUUAAGCUUUGCCUAAGGUCACAUAACUAAUAAGUAACAAGUGAACCUAGCUGGUAAACUGAAAUUUGAUUGUAGCAUAGCAUACUGUAAUGGUUCAGAGUGGGAACCACAGAGCUAGUUUUGAAUCCUAGCUCUGCCACUUACUAACUGUGUGACCUUGGGGAAGUUACUUAGCCUUUCUGUGCCUCAGUUCCUUCAUCUGUAAAUUAGAAAUAAUAAUCCCAACCUCCCAAGGUUAUUGGGAGGAUUAAAUGAGAUCACACAUGCAAAGCACUUAGAACUGUGGCUGGCACCCUCUACAUAUAGCUAUUACUGUUUAGUAGAGCCUUAUAUUACAUACCAAUAGAGUUUUCUACUUUUCAAAAGAAAUUUUUAUACAUUAUCUCAUAACGUCCUUAUAAGGUGGACAAUAAUCAUUACAAUUAAGACAAUAGAAUCUCAUGGAGUAUAAUCAAUAAAAAUAUUGAAUCACUAUGUUGUACACCUGAAACGAAUAUUCUAAAUCAACUAUACUUCAAUUUAAAAAACAAUAUUAUCUCACUUAAUCCUCAUAAUAAUCCAUUUUAUAGAUUACAAGAAUCAGGCUCAGAAAGGUUAAAUGGAUUGCUAAAGAUCAUACAGCAAGUAGUUAGGCCCUGUUGAGAAAAGGUAGAAUGAAAGAUUAAAGAUAACACAGUGUCAACUCUUAAAAUAAGAAGGGAGUAGAGGGAAGACAGGGAGGAAAACAACUAGCUCAUUCAAGGCAUAAUGAAGCCAUGUACUAAAAGGGGGUGCAGGGCUUCCCUGGUGGCGCAGUGGUUGAGAGUCCGCCUGCCGAUGCAGGGGUCGCGGGUUCGUGCCCCGGUCCAGGAGGAUCCCACAUGCCGCGGAGCAGCUGGGCCCGUGAGCCAUGGCCACUGAGUCUGCGCAUCUGGAGCCUGUGCUCCGCAACGGGAGAGGCCACAGCAGUGAGAGGCCCGCGUACUGCAAAAUAAAUAAAUAAAUAAAUAAUAAAAAUAAAAGGGGUGCAGGUUACAUGCUGAGGAAAGCCAAAGGAAAAAUUGAUGAAUUCCAUCUGGAGGUGGUAUGUUUGCCUAGAAUCCAUCCCAGUGGCACCAAAGCAGGUCAGACACUGUUUCAUGGCAAUGAAACAUUGAGUCUGCUUGAAGUCAGAAAAGUUUGAGGGUCUGGGAGUAGCAGAGAAACAUGGAAAGAAGUUUCCCAAAGAAAACUUUGAAAAAUGCCUAAGCAUUCAUGACCGCUCCCACACAUCUUUUGGACGUGGGAGGGAAACAGUGACCUUCAUUUCAAAGGACAAAUGAAGUAUUCAGUAACGAGGAUAAUGUGAACAAUGUGAGAAGUGAGUUAUACAUGGCCCGAGGCAUGUAGAAAUUAUGUGAAAAUAAGUAACUAUAUAGUCAACAGAUUGUUUCAUACACCUGGGUGUGAAUCUUGGGAAAAAAACCUAGAACCACAGGUGAGAACACUUCAAACUCAAAUUUUACAGCCUUAGGGCUUAUUUGGUUCUGGACUCCCUCUAGUGGUUCAAACCUUUGGUGCUUUAAUUGGUACUCUCCAGUUCGUAGAAUCAUCAAAUUUUGGGUCAUAUUAAAAACAAGAAAAAGGACCACACAACUCCUGAGUGGUUUCCCACAAGAAGAAAACUAUGUGAUUGAAUGGUAUGAUAAUGUGGCUAUUAAGGUAGUUGAAAUAAUAGUGUUUCAAAUGGUCUGACCUAAAGGGACACAGUGGAUUUCACUGGCUGACUAGAAAAGCCAGUUAUAGUUCUGCUGAGAAUGUGUGGAUAAUAGCUGAAGUUCCACGAACAGGAUUUCUGUUUGCUUUUGUUUGCAACCUAAGGUGAGAAUUCAACCUUUUAGGGAUAGAGAGAAGUGACUAUUUUCUGGGUAUAUGGGUCCUACAAGGUCAGAGAAUUCUAGCUUGACCUUGUAUAAAGUCAACCUUUCAGACCAACCCAAAGCAACACGUGGUUCCCUUCAUAUCAUAUCCCUAACAUUGCAGCCUAUACAUCUGUUUUAAACCAAAUUCAGAAAAUUCUAAGAGUGAUUUAACUUUAUUUGCUUCCCUAUGUUGGCUUUGGUUAUGCCCCUUGGCUGUCUCCUACUUCUUGCACGUGACCACAUGAGGAGGCAGACUCUUGUGUUCACUCCAUUAAACUUUCACUUCCUAGCCAGUUCUGCAUUAUAGAUUACAUAAAUCUGCCAACUCUUUAAUAUGACAGCCCUUUGCAUAUUUAGGACAGUUAUGUCCUGUCUUCUUUCCCUUUUUUGGAUCCCCAAAGCUUCUUGGAACCAGAAUAAAAGAACCUCUGUGAGGUAGAGGUAUCAUAAUUGAAUAAUUUAAUGGGCAUUUUGUUCACAUCUUCAGAGGUAAAAACAUUGGCUUUUAAAAAAAUUUAUUGAACUACAGUUGAUUUACAAUGUUGUGUUAGUUUCAGGUGUACAGCAAAGUGAAUCAGUUGUGCAUACACACAUAUCCAUUCUUUUUUCGAUUCUUUUCCCAUAUAGGUUAUUACAGAAUAUUGAGUAGGGUUCCGUGUGCUGUACAGUAGGUCCUUAUUAGAUAUCUCUUUUAUAUAUAGUAGUGUGUAUAUGCUAAUCACAAUCUCCUAAUUUAUUCCCCCCCCUUCACCUUUGGUAACCAUAAGUUUGUUUUCUCCAACUGGGACUCUAUUUCUGUUUUGUAAAUAAGUUCAUUUGUACCCUUUUUUUAGAUUCCACGUAAAAGAGAUAUCCUAUGAUAUUUAUCUUUCUCUCUCUCUGAUUUAGUAUGAUAAUCUCUAGGUCCAUCCGUUUUGCUGCAAAAAAAAAAAAUUGGCUUUUUAUUUCAGAAAAUACAAAGCUGUUCUUGAAAAGUCUGAGUUUAGAGUCUUUGUUCUCCAAAGAGAAUAGAAAGCAAUACGAUUAAGAGAAAGAAGCAAACAGGAUGUAAUGGGUGAUUUACCCAUUUCAGGACCUCCUCCUAGUAUGCUAUUUUCUUGUUCCUUUUACGUUGUUCCACCACAGUAGUUGGAAACAUACAGCAGAGGUCUGAUAAGUGACUGUGGACUCCAGAAGUUAGUCACAGUGUCUUC
Orcinus orca (killer whale) is the source of this 9800-nucleotide messenger RNA. It is a transcript of the gene SLC28A2, whose product is annotated as solute carrier family 28 member 2. Gene Ontology annotation, biological process: retina homeostasis; nucleoside transmembrane transport. Gene Ontology annotation, molecular function: nucleoside:sodium symporter activity; purine nucleoside transmembrane transporter activity. The record is from RefSeq and is a predicted model, not a curated record. Lineage: Eukaryota; Metazoa; Chordata; Mammalia; Artiodactyla; Delphinidae. Gene Ontology annotation, cellular component: membrane. The transcript has 30 exons. The coding region runs from base 3217 to 5163 and encodes 648 amino acids.